AUGCCGAAAAUUUACAAUUUUGGUGCCGGGCCGGCUAAAAUGCCAGAGGAGGUAUAUGAAAUUAUGAGAAAUGAACUAACAAACUUUGAUGGAUCGGGCAUAAGUUUACUUGAGACAAGUCAUAGGACUAAAGCAUACAUGCAGUUUAAUACAGAAGUUCAAAAUGUUGUCAGAAGAUUAUUAGAUGUGCCAGCAAAUUACAAAAUUUUAUUCAUGGCUGGGGGUGGUACUGGUGAAUUUGCAGCGGUUCCACUUAACUUGAUAUCUAGAACUGGGACUGCGGAUUAUGUCGUGACUGGUGACUGGUCAGCUAAAGCAGCAAAGGAGGCCAAAAAGUAUGGCAAAGUGAACAUGGUGCUGCCUCCUACUGAUCGUUAUGUUGGCAUUCCUGAUCAAUCAGAGUGGAACCUUGAUCCCAAUGCCUCAUAUGUUCACAUUUGCACCAAUGAAACUAUUCAUGGUGUUGAAUUUGACUUUAUCCCUGACACGAAGGGAGUGCCUCUAGUAGCUGACAUGUCCUCAAAUAUUAUGUCUAAGAAAGUUGAUGUUUCUAAGUUCGGAGUGAUAUACGCUGGUGCACAGAAGAACAUUGGUACCGCUGGUGUGUGUCUGGUAAUCGUUAGAGAAGAUUUGCUGAACCAAGCGCUGCCAAUAUGCCCAUCGCUCUUCGAUUGGACUGCCAAUGCUAAGGCCGACUCCAUUCUUAACACACCUCCUAUGUUCGCUAUCUACGUAAUGGGAAGAGUUUUACAAUGGGUUGAGAGGAAUGGAGGUGUUGAAGGCAUGGCUCAACUAGCCGCGAAGAAAGCGUCACUGAUCUAUGGCGCAGUGGAAGAGUCCAAUGGCUUCUAUUCCGUGCCAGUAGCCAAGAAUGCCAGAAGUAAGAUGAAUGUCCCAUUCAGAAUCGGAUCUCCAGCCAAUGAGGAUCUUGAAAAGGAGUUCCUGAAGGGCGCUGAGGCUUUAGGACUUAUUCAGUUGAAGGGACACAGAAACGUCGGAGGUAUCCGAGCGUCCAUCUACAACGCAGUAUCAGUUGAAGAAGUGGAAACCUUAGUGAAGUACAUGAAAGACUUCCAGAAUAAACAUGCCAAGUAA
Messenger RNA from Spodoptera littoralis (African cotton leafworm), 1095 nucleotides. NCBI's taxonomy places the organism in Eukaryota, Metazoa, Arthropoda, Insecta, Lepidoptera, Noctuidae. The record is from the annotation of a GenBank genome assembly.